AUGUCUGCACCAAACGGCGCACCAGGCGGCUGGACACCCAGCUCGUGGCGCUCAAAGCCCAUCAAGCAGAGCCCGGCCUACGAUGACCCCGAGGCCGUCGCCCGCGCAACCCGUGAGCUGCAGCGUCUUCCGCCCAUCGUGCACCCGGGCGAGAUCCUGCGUCUGAAGCAGCACCUGGCCGCCGUGGCCCGCGGCGAUGCGUUCCUGCUGCAAGGCGGCGACUGUGCCGAGCUCUUUGACUACUGCGAGCCCAACGCCAUCGAGUCCAAGAUCAAGCUGCUUCUGCAGAUGAGUCUUGUCCUGAUCUGGGGCGCCGACAAGCCCGUCGUGCGCAUCGGCCGCAUGGCCGGCCAGUACGCGAAGCCCCGCUCCAACCCCAACGAGACGCUGCCGGACGGCCGCACCGUGCCCUCGUUCCGCGGCGACAUUCUCAACGGCUACGAGCUAGACCAGCGCGAGCUGGACCCCCAGCGCCUCGUACGCGCCUACCACCACUCGGCCGCGACGCUCAACUAUGUGCGUUCGGCCAUUGCCGCCGGCAUCGCCGAUCUGCACCAUCCUCUGGACUGGGGUCUGGGCCAUGUGCGGGAUCCGGCGCUCAAGGCCAAGUACUCGGAGGCGGUGACGUUCCUGACGGACAUGCUGCGCUUCAUGCACACGAUUGGCGCCGACAAGAACGACAAGCUCGACACGGUCGACCUGUACACGAGCCACGAGGCGCUGGUGCUCGAGUACGAGGAGCCCAUGACACGUCUGCUGCCCGCGACCCGCGGCCACCCGACGACAACGACAACGACGACGACGAGCGCACCACCCGCAGCCUACUUUGACACGUCGGCACACUUCCUCUGGAUCGGCGACCGCACCCGCCAGGUCGACCACGCGCACGUCGAGUUCUUCCGCGGCCUCGCCAACCCGGUCGGUGUCAAGGUCGGCCCCACGACGCCGCCCGAGGACCUGCUGACCAUUCUGCGGGCGCUCAACCCGCAGCGCGAGCCGGGCAAAGUCACCCUCAUUACGCGCUACGGCGCCGCCCGCGUGCGCGAGCUGCUGCCCGCACACAUCCGCAUUGUCGAGGGCAGCGAGUACCGCCGCUGCGUUGUCUGGCAGUGCGACCCCAUGCACGGCAACACGCAGACGACGGCCACGGCGGGCAUCAAGACGCGCCACUUUGCCGACAUCCUGGCCGAGCUCCGCGAGACGCUGCAGGUCCACACCGACGAGGGCAGCUACCUGGGCGGCGUGCACCUGGAGCUGACGGGCGACGCCGUGACCGAGUGUCUGGGCGGCUCCGAGGGACUGGACGAGGACGACCUGUCGACCAACUACACGAGCUUCUGCGACCCGCGGCUCAACGAGAAGCAGGCGCUGGAGAUGGCCUUUUUGAUUGCGGACCACCACAGGACGGUGCGGCAAGGCGCGUCCGCGUCCAAGUAG
This is a messenger RNA of Sporothrix brasiliensis 5110, 1437 nucleotides long. RefSeq names its product 3-deoxy-7-phosphoheptulonate synthase. The record is from RefSeq and is a predicted model, not a curated record. Gene Ontology annotation, molecular function: 3-deoxy-7-phosphoheptulonate synthase activity. The coding region runs from base 1 to 1437 and encodes 478 amino acids. The transcript has a single exon. Gene Ontology annotation, biological process: aromatic amino acid biosynthetic process. Lineage: Eukaryota; Fungi; Ascomycota; Sordariomycetes; Ophiostomatales; Ophiostomataceae.